AUUUAGUUAUGGUAUUAACAUGGCAGGGCCGCUGCCAGUGGCCUGCUGAUUCAGUUUCCUUUUCUGGCUACAACCUUCCAUGAUUUCGAAUCACCUCGAUUUCCAUCACAAAUCCCCCGCAAUUCUUAUAUACAUCUAUAUAUGUAAACGAGUUUCACACCGAAUUUCUCAGAGAAGCCCAGGACUAGCUCAUUCUGCCAGAAAGUGCGAGAUCCACGACCAAGUACUUUUAAGAUGUCUGAUGAUGUGGAGAAUCCUAAAGUUGGUGCUGACCAAAAAGGUCCUGAAGCCUCUUCUCCUGUCAGUGAAAUUCAGCCAACCUGGUAUAGUGGCUUACUGCAUCAAACCUCUAUCUAUGGUGUAGCUGCUGGAUAUUGCAUUUCAGCAUCUCUGCUCUCCAUCAUCAACAAGUGGGCUGUCAUGAAAUUCCCUUUUCCUGGAGCUCUAACUGCUUUACAGUAUUUCACUAGCGCUGCAGGUGUCUUUAUCUGUGGAUGGUUCAAACUUGUGGAGCGUGACCCACUUGACCUUCUUACUAUGUGGCGUUUCUUACCUGCAGCCAUAAUGUUCUAUCUCUCACUCUUUACCAACAGUGAGCUCUUACUUCAUGCCAAUGUUGAUACAUUUAUUGUCUUCCGUUCUGUAGUCCCCAUAUUUGUUGCAGUAGGAGAAACAAUGUUUCUGCAUCAGCCAUGGCCAGCAAUGAAGACCUGGCUCUCUCUGGCCACCAUCUUUGGUGGAAGUGUGCUUUAUGUUCUAACAGAUUACCAGUUCACUGUCACAGCUUAUAGUUGGGCUCUAGCUUAUUUGAUAAGCAUGGCUGUAGAUUUUGUGUACAUUAAGCAUGUUGUGAUGACCAUAGGUUUAAAUACAUGGGGCCUUGUGUUGUACAACAAUCUUGAGGCCCUCCUUCUCUUUCCUCUCGAAUUGCUUAUAAUGGGGGAACUGAAGAAGAUCAAGCAUGAAAUCUCUGAUGAGUCAGAUUGGUACUCUUUAGAGGUGGUUCUGCCUGUUGGAUUGUCUUGCUUGUUUGGUUUAUCCAUCUCGUUCUUUGGGUUUUCUUGUCGGAAGGCAAUUUCUGCAACAGGAUAUACUGUUCUUGGAGUGGUGAACAAGAUGUUGACUGUGAUAAUCAAUCUGGUUAUUUGGGAUAAGCAUUCCUCGUUCAUUGGGACAAUAGGGCUUCUCAUUUGUAUGCUAGGUGGGAUUAUGUAUCAGCAGUCCACAAGUAAGCCAAAGUCUGUGCCAGAAGUAAAAGUAGAAGAAGCAGAGGAAGAACAACAGAAGCUUCUAGAAAUGCAAAGCAAGAUAGAAAGCAACAACAAUGAGAAAUAAGUUACCGAGUCUCAUCAGGGAAAAUGAGGCUGUUUCAAAGAUAUUUUGGUGAUGGAAAUAUCUGAUCUUAAGAACCAUCAGAUAGCCUGUGCUUGAACAGAAAUUUUUGUGGCGAGACAUUUUGGUGAUAAUUGCUUUGUUCUUCUUUUCCAAAGAAAAAUAUACCCUCCUCCACCCAUUUUCAGUUUUAUUAGACGUAGAAAAACAGGUCAGGUGGAGGAUUACAUUCUAUUUAUUUAUUCUUGUUAGAAAGCUUUCAUUUUAUUCAAAUAGGUUUUCGCAGUAAUGUUUUGGAAUGGAUGUUCAUUUUGGCCAAAAUUAUGUUAAAUGAAGCAGAACCCAGUUAUUAUAACAGUUUUUUUUUUUCUUGUUAUUCAAUAUGAAAUUUGCUGUUAGUAUUUUU
Molecule: messenger RNA, 1738 nt
Organism: Manihot esculenta (cassava)
Lineage: Eukaryota; Viridiplantae; Streptophyta; Magnoliopsida; Malpighiales; Euphorbiaceae
Product: GDP-mannose transporter GONST3
Exons: 2
Coding region: 235-1335 (366 amino acids)
Cellular component (GO): Golgi apparatus
Molecular function (GO): GDP-fucose transmembrane transporter activity; antiporter activity
Source: RefSeq, a predicted model, not a curated record